Molecule: messenger RNA, 5760 nt
Organism: Cinara cedri
Lineage: Eukaryota; Metazoa; Arthropoda; Insecta; Hemiptera; Aphididae
Source: the annotation of a GenBank genome assembly
UGACAGCCAAUUCACCAAGCUGCAAUGAGACGCGCGUGGAUAUUUCACCAAUGAAAAAUGGAGAAAAGCAAUAUGGCUGCCUGCGCUAGUAUUUCGUAAAUACGUAUUAAUGCUGACACACCUUUAUUUUAUCAUGCAUUGUGCAGUUAACAUUACAUGACGAAUAAUGUGGUUUUUUUUUUGACAAGAUUAGUCUACGUACCUAUGUGAUGAAUGAUAAUAAUAUUUAUUGAUUAAUAUUUUGUUGUUUUAUCUUCCGAUUUCCCGGUUGUAUAGUAUCGUUCGUAUCAACCAAACUUUCUUUUCGCUUAAAACACGCAGACUUCGUGUUCGUUCUACGAUCAUUAAGUCAGUCGCCGCCGCCGCCGACGUUUUGUUUUCGCAUACCGUCGGCGUGCAUGGAAAAACUGUAGCUGCGGCUAGCGUAACUGUAAUAUCAAGACUCGUUUAGCGAUUCAUCGACCUCAAGAUUGUACGCACAAUAUAAUCCAACUUUCAUCGCCGUUGUUUCGGGUGUGUUUUAUUUACUUUAUUAAUAGUCUAUUAAUUCUAUGUUCAAUAGUGUUUUUGAUACGAAUUACCAUAUUAUUGUAUCAUUGGACGACUAAAUAACCUUAUUAAACGACGCCAACAAUCAGUAUAGCCGGUAUUAGUCAUAAAUAUUUGUUUUUUAUUUUCAACGCCCCGGGGUAGAGAAUAUAGAUAAGAUAAUUUCUAUAUUUCAGUUUAUAAUAAUAUCCUUAAUAUUCCCAGCUUCGCUGACUGCAGACAAGCACGCAAUCUUUCUUUCAUUUACAACAUCCUUUCAGGUAAAACUGAUUCUCUUUGACUCCUUUCUUUAAUUACCCAACUUUAAAGUCCCUCCCAUGCGAUAUUCCCUACUCUCAGAUGCUAUUUCUUAAUUACUCCCCAAUAACCCAGCUCAUGCGCACCGCCAACGUAGACCCAACGUUCUCGAUUUCUCAAUAACAUUUUUAUGUCUGGUAAAUAUAUGCACUAUUGAUGUACCUCUAUUUCUCGGUCCUCGGCCUGUGUUAUUAUUAAAAUAAAUAAUUAAAUAAAUAAUUAUGCUACUUAUUACUUAUAUCAUAUUAAUUAUCUAUUAUAUUUGAUAUUGGAGAAGUUACCUACUUUUAAAAAUUACAAUGUUACAAAACUAAUACAAGUGUAACCAUCUAGGUUACAUUUUAACUACUCAAAAGUAACUAUCUACUUGGUAAAGUACAAUAAUGUCUGUUUUAUCGGUGGUACUAGGUAUUUAUUUAAAUAACUUUAAAAAACUAUGCCUACUGAAUAAUGUUGGCAUAUAUUAUAUUUAUUAUAUUCAUAUUUUGUUUAAUAAAGCUUAUCAGUUGGUGGCUUAUUCAUUUAAUUUGUUGUUCAUAAUCAUAUUUUACAAAUUUUUACAGUCAAGCAUUCAAUCAACAAUAUUUUCAGUAGAAUAUAAUUUUGCUAGGUAUUUGUAGGAUACACCAGUAUUACCUAAGUAUUACUGUGUCAUGAAAUUGUUAUCGCGCAAAUUAAUUUAGCAAAGAAAAUGUGAAAAUAUUUUGCAACCUUGUUACUUGAAAAAGUAGGUUCUUAACCACAUUCAAGUUAAUGGUACUUAAUGUUUCAUCACUACCCAACAAUAGUUAUAAUAUGAAUCCGUACGAAGCAGAUUUAUUUUUCAGUUAUAGGUACUAGAAAUUUGCUACCUAUAUUGAAGAAAAUAAUUAUUGGACUUACAUAUUAUCUAAAUGUUUUUGAACUAUAAGAAUAACACAAUUAAGAAAGGUCACAUGAAAUAAAACCAAGUACCUAUUUUAUCUGUUUCAAAAAACUACCUAUAAUAUUUAUAUAACAUUAAAUUUUAUAGUUAAGAUUACUAAUUACUAAGUAAUCGUAAUUUAUAAACAUUAAUCACUAUAUUAUUUAUUUGAAUAAAAGUAGUAAAAUAAUUUGUCUUUUUUUUUUUUGAUUAACAAACAAUUUCAUUAUAAGAAUAAUGAAACAAGACAAUUUGAUUAAAUUGUAUGAAUAAAUGCUAAACUGAAAAAUCUUUUAUUUAUUGCGGUUGGAAGUAAGUUUUGUAUUCGCUUAAAAAAUAAUUUUCUGUCAAACCGUUUGCUGCUGGUGUACAAACAAAACUGAAAUGACAAUAUCUAUGUUAAGAUAAAUUUUGUGUAAACCAGUUUCUCUAAGUGAUUUAUAUAAUUGAAGAAUUAACAAAUUAUUUCUUUGUUUAUAAUAUGGACUUGAAGACAAAUGUAUUUAUUUUGAACAUUUUCUUUAAUAUAUUUGUUGUAAGUUAUAUAUUCCACUUUUGUACUUAAGAUUAUCUUUGAUAUAGAAUAAAUUUGCUGAUCAGAUAUAGCAGUGUCCUAUUUUGAGGAGAUGCCUUGACUCCUGGGAAUACUUUUUCUCCACAAAUAUUAACAUUACUUUAUCACAAAUUCAUACCUGAUUAUAAUACGCCUUAAAAUCUUAUAAGCCGUAUAUUACACAUAGUUUUUUCUUGUAAAAAAUUUUAGGAUUGCUUCUUAAACUUUUGAUUAUAAUAAAAUUAUGACAAGAAUAAAUUAUAAACGAUUAGACUGAAUAAAUUAUCAGUUUAAUUAAUUUUGUAUGUUUGUAUAUAUUCACAAUCUAUUUGUGUAAAACACAUAAACCUAAUAUUAUUAUUAUUGUUUGGUAAUCUACAAUUAUUAUUAAUCCAUGAUAGAAAUUUAAAAGCAAUUUUAAAAUAUUUUGUCAUCCGUAAACAAUAUUUUGGGAUACUUCAGUAAUGAAUAGAAUUAGAAAAUAUAUUAGAGGGGUAGAACCCCCAGGACCCCACCCUCAAAUACGCCACUGACAUUUAGAUUAAACCAUUUUAAAUUAAAUCCAAAACUAAACCAAAUUAAUAUGCUGGGUCCUGAACUGUUAGUGUUAGUUAUUUGUAAUAUCUUUAAGUAUUAAAAGUAAUAAUGUGUCAGACAUAACCAGAUUCCAAUAUAAUCCAAUAUAUAUCUAAAUUAAUUUUAUUUAGAUUAACCGGAUAAUCCGAAUAAUUUGAAUGUCUUAAAUCAUCUGUAGUGCAAAUAGGGUAGGGGCCAACUCCAAAUAUCUCUGUUGAUUUUAAUAGUUUGCAAUCCAGAAUUUUUCUCAAUUAUAUUAGUAAAUUUCUGUUUGACCAUUUCACCUAACCUUUAAUUUGUCUACAAAUUUAGAUCAUGUAGAAUAAAAAAAAUGGCAAAUUUAUUAAUCUUGUCGUUUUGUGUAAAGUAGAUAGUGUUUGUUGUCAUCAAAAAUCAAUGAUUCAAUCAAAAAUUAUUAAAAUAUGUAAAAUUAAAUGAGCUUAUUUAAGAACGAUAUAAAUGUUACACAUGUUUAUAAGAUUAAAAAUAUUUUAUUCCAAUAAAAUCCGUUACUUAGUUAUAUUUAAAGACCGGAUUUAUAUUCUUUUAAAACACCAAAAAUAUGAUGCUAAUAUUCUCAAAAAAACCUUAAAAUAUUCUCAUUACAUUCUUUUAGAAGUUUGAAAAAUAUGCAAAAUUAAUCAAUGAACACCAAUAUAUGCUUUAAUAUGCAAUCUUUUGUUUUACAACAUUCCAUAAGAAAUUGGUAACACUUGCAUAUUAAAAUAAAAUAAUAGUGCACUUAAGUAAGAGUAAGAAUAUAAUAUAAAUAUAACAAUAUAGGUAAUUUAAUUUUUAAAAACUUAAAAACUACACUACACGUGAUUGGAAAAGUGAACAACAAAAUAUUUGGACAUUUAAAUAGUUGAUAAUGAUUAAUGAUAAACAAAUACAUUUAUGUUAUUAUCAGUAUAAAAACAACUGCCAGCAUUGCAAGUUAAUCACUAUGUUUAGUAAACGGUAACUUAUAAUAAGUAGGUACUACAACACUAAACCAUUUUAUCAAAAUAAUACAAAAAAAAAAAAAAUUGUAAAUUUUCAAAAUAUAUUUUUCCAGGCACCGUAUUAUUAAAAUUAAUAUUUUUUUCUCACAAUUUACAAAAUAUGCAAAAUAAGCUAAAUAUUCCUUAACCCAUGAAAUAUUCUCAAAUAUGCAAAAGAAACUUUUUUCUACAAACUCAAAAUUGAACGAAUCAUCAACAUUUAUUACUCUCAUGAGAUUGUAUAAGCUUAGUAACAAUAUGUAAAAACAUAUAAUUCCAGUCUUUAGUUAUAUCUAUAGAGAUUAAUUAUUAUUUACUAAAUUAAAAAUAAUGGCCUUUAAAAACAACUUCAUUUAAUUUUUUUAAUAUUUAUAAUGUUACAUGUUAUAUCAAUAAUUAAUUUCCAAAUAAAAUGGUUUUUAUAUAUGCUAAAUCUGUGUUGUCAGUUACUUUUAAAUAAACAAAUAAAGUAUAAUAAUAUGUAUAAUACUUUAUGAUAGAUGAAUAUAUUUAAUAAUAGUUACUUUUGUUAUUUUUAGUAUUUUUGUUUAUACAUACAAAGUUUGUAAAGAUGAAUUUAGAUAUUGAUGAAAUUCCCGGUAACACACAGACACCAAUAAAAGUAUAUCCUGACGAACUAAAAAAGUUUCCUCAAGGUACCUAUACCCAAUUCAUUUCUGUUAGGAAAAUCAGUUAUUUAAAAUUUAUAUUUUUUUUCAGAUAAAAUGAUCAUAAGAAUAAAAAAACAGGAACCAGAAAUAGAUAUUAUGAGUACUAAUGAUUCUUCGAAUCAAGAUGACAUUGUGUAAGUAACAAUGAGGUUAUUUUAUUACUAUUAAUUAAAUUUGCAUUUUUUUUUAAUUUUAUGUAGAUCAUAUACUUGUGAAUUUGUUCAGAAAGUUGAUCUAACUGAAUCUGAGUAUAGCGAGUUUGGUGAAGAAAUUGAUACAGACCGCCAAGAUGAAAAUUUUAGUAAGUAAUUUUAAUGGGAUAUUGUAAACAAUUUGUUUUUAAAAAAUCAAACUGAGUCUAAACAUUGUAUAAUAUACAAAAUUACUUUCUACUUAUAAAAAAAUAUUUAUUUUUUUUAAAAUUAUUUUUACAGUUUAUCCAAAAAUAACUCACUCAGAAGAAGAAGACAUAAAUGACACUACAUGGCUUCCACCCAAUAAUUUAACGCCUAGAGAGCGCAAACUUAUUGAUUGUGUAUAUCCAAAAAUUGAAAAGCCAGUAUCAAAGAAAAAUAAAUCCAAAAAUAAUACCACUAAAGAAUCAUGCGUAGUAUGUUUAUUUAAUUAUAUUGAAUUCAUGAAUUAUUAAACACUAAUAUUUUUGUUAAAUUAAUUUUAAUUAGAAAAAAAAUGGUUUACCCCGACCUAAACAAGUUCUAGAAUGUAUUAAUGUAAAAGCUGUAAAUGGAACAACAACAAAAAAAGACUGCGAUUCUCUCAGUGUUAAAGGUCUGUGAAUAUAGAUUUUUUAUUCGUGUGCCGAUUUAAUUUAACUUAUUUUUUCAUGCAAAAUAAAUUAUAAUAUUCUUUUUAAAUUUAGUUUGCAAACCAAGGAAAGGUAUGUCCACUGCGAAACAACGAUUGGGCCGUAUUCUAAAAAUUCACAAAAUGAGGAAGUAAUCACUACAGAUUCUAUUAAUAUUGUCCAGUGAUGUAAUUGAGUGCCAAAUUAUUCAUCAUUUAAUAAACAUUAAUUUUAGUUGCAAAAAAAUUAAUGCAAUAAAGUUGUAUAUAUAGAUUUCAAAUAAAAUUACUAAAAAUGAAGAAUAUUUUUGAUUUAAUUAAUCAAAAAUGAAGUAACUAAAUUGUUUUUAAGUAUUCUUUUCUCAGUAGUCUGCUUAAUAAUAACUAUUAAAAUAGUUUAUAAUAUAAUAUAAUAAUUUUAAA